UAUGUAUAUAAUUGGCCAUGAUGUUCAACGUGACGAUUGUAAGCAAUUGUAAGAGGGGAUACGAAUGAACCUGUGACGUUUACGAAGCAGAUCUUUACGAUACUGUCCGCGCCAAACGAAUGACCCGUCCUGGUUCGAUCCAUUUUCUACUUUAACUUCGAUUUCUUCUUUAUUCUUUUGAUUUUUCAUUACGAUCGAAGAAGAAUUUCUUUGAAAAUGAUUCCGAACUGCAUCAGAAAUAUAGGCGCGCAAACCUCAAAGCGAAACUUCGGAAGCUGGAAUGAGGUGGUAUCUUAUUUCUUCAACAAAAAAAAUAAUUAUGCCACAGAGGCUUCAUUUGAUACAAAACCUUUUCGAUUACACAAACUGGACAGUGGGCCAUCCACUCAUGUUACUGUCACCAGAGAUGAAGCUCUAGAUCUGUAUAGAAAAUUACAUACAAUUCGUCGUAUGGAAACAGCAGCAGGAAAUUUGUACAAAGAAAAAAUUGUUAGAGGUUUCUGUCAUUUGUAUUCAGGCCAGGAAGCUUGUGCUGUUGGUAUAAAGGCAGCUCUUCGGUCACAAGAUGCUGUCAUCACAGCCUACCGAGCUCAUGGAUGGACUUACUUAAUGGGAAUAGAACCAUUUGGUGUAUUAGCUGAAUUGACCGGUAGAAAAAGUGGCAAUGCAAAGGGUAAAGGUGGAUCUAUGCACAUGUAUUGUAAAAACUUUUAUGGUGGAAAUGGCAUUGUCGGUGCUCAAGUGCCAUUAGGAGUUGGAAUUGCCUUUGCUCAAAAAUACAUGAACAAUGGAGGAGUGUGUGUAGCACUUUAUGGAGAUGGUGCAGCUAAUCAAGGACAAGUAUUUGAAGUAUAUAAUAUGGCCAAAUUGUGGGAUGUUCCUUGUAUUUUUGUUUGUGAAAACAAUGGAUAUGGUAUGGGUACUAGCGUUGAUCGUGCUUCCGCAAGUACAGACUAUCAUACAAGAGGAGACUACAUUCCUGGAAUUUGGGUGGAUGGUAUGGAUGUACUGGCAGUUAGGGAAGCUACAAGAUUUGCUGUAGAUUUUUGUACAUCUGGCAAAGGUCCUAUUAUCUUGGAAGCUGUAACUUACAGAUAUAGUGGACACAGUAUGUCAGAUCCUGGAACAAGUUAUCGUACAAGAGAAGAAGUUCAAGAAGUAAGACAGACCAGAGAUCCUAUCACUGGUUUCAAAGAACGAAUACUGAAUUCUAAUCUUAUUACCCAAGAAGAAAUAAAGACGAUGGAAAAUGAAAUAAGAAAAAUGGUCGAUGACGCUGUGAAAGCCGCGAAAGCAGAUUCUGAAAUUCCAGCGAACGAACUUACUGCCGAUAUUUAUGCCAAUUGUGUAGAAAAAGAAAUUCGUAACAUAACUCCAUUUAAUCCUCUGUCACACACGAGGCUAGGUCCAGCUGUUAAUGCCUAAAAUCAUACUUCUAGAAAAGAUUUUUAAUUAAUAUCAUAUUAAAUCUUAUUCAUUAUAGCAAUAUCUGCCAUUGCAAGAAUUUAUAGUCUGUACAAAAGAUUUUUAGGGCAUAUAUUCAAAAUUUAGGCUGAAAAAUAGCGAAUUGUUGAAAGAUAAUUUCGUUUAUGACUUACGGUUGAGUUGUAUAUACACAAAUUGUAUAUUUAUUUUAUUUAUAAAUGUAUAGUACCGUAAGGAGAAGAUACACUGUUAUAAAUCAAUUAGUACAUGAUAACAUUUACUGCCACGUUGUAGUCGGUGAUCUUACGUGUACAUAUGUUUAGAAAUAGUAAAUGUAUCGAGGACAGUUCAAAGGACAAUACUUUUUUAUCCAUGUAUCCUUACUAAGGAAUAAUACAAACAUAUAAAAUAUUAUUCGUGCUUGGGACCCUGUAUAUUGAUAAAGAAGUAACGAAAUUUGUAACUACUGUAAAAUAAUGUAUUCACAAUGUUAUUGCAAUCCAGGGUAAUAUAUCAUAUGUUCGUUCGUGGAUAAAAAGUAUGAAUAAAACUGACAUGUAAUUAAAAUAGAAGUAAUUCGUUAAAAAUUGAAUAAAAACAUUUUAUGUAUAACAAUUGAA
Molecule: messenger RNA, 2045 nt
Organism: Osmia bicornis bicornis
Lineage: Eukaryota; Metazoa; Arthropoda; Insecta; Hymenoptera; Megachilidae
Product: probable pyruvate dehydrogenase E1 component subunit alpha, mitochondrial
Exons: 7
Coding region: 217-1425 (402 amino acids)
Biological process (GO): pyruvate decarboxylation to acetyl-CoA
Cellular component (GO): intracellular membrane-bounded organelle
Molecular function (GO): pyruvate dehydrogenase (acetyl-transferring) activity
Source: RefSeq, a predicted model, not a curated record